Molecule: messenger RNA, 1880 nt
Organism: Sesamum indicum (sesame)
Lineage: Eukaryota; Viridiplantae; Streptophyta; Magnoliopsida; Lamiales; Pedaliaceae
Product: trihelix transcription factor ENAP2
Cellular component (GO): nucleus
Molecular function (GO): transcription cis-regulatory region binding
Source: RefSeq, a predicted model, not a curated record
UUUAGCAACGAGUACUUCACAAUUCAUGUCCUGGGGCUGUUCUCGACUAUUUUCCACUUUCUCUCCAUCCCAACAGAAAGAAACCUGGAAAUUUCUCAACUCCCAAACAAAGUAUAAUAGAAUUCACGUGUAAUCUAUGUUCUUGAAAACUGUUGUCUUUCUGAAAGAAUUACAGUUUUUGAAUAUCUGGGAAGUAGUGUUUGAUUUUCGGAGAAGCUUGAAUCUUGGAGGCACUUCAACUGUAUGAUUGAAUUGUUUGAGGUCCUUGAGAAGAAAUCUUGUGCUCUUGCCUUGGAUGGGAGACAGGAUCCUUGAAAGAUAACUAGAGAGUAGAUAUUGCAGUUGUUGGUCUUUGAGCAUGAUGGAUGAUGAGGAUGAUGUCGGUUACCAUCCCAGCCCUUAUGCCAUAAAUUGCGAAAAAUUUCCUGUCUAUCCUCAAAAGAUUCGGAAUUCGUACGUUGAAGACGACAAUGGUGAUGGUGAUGGUGAUGGUGAUGAGAAGGGUAUAGGUAAUGCAGAAGAUGAGGAUGAGGAUGAGGAUGAGGAUGAGGAUGAAGGACAUGGUGUUCAGAGGAUAGGUGAAGAUGAGUAUGAAUAUGGUGAUGAAGAUGACAAUGAUGACGAUGAUUAUGGUGAUUUACAGAGUCAACCGAAGAAGAGGAAGCUAAAGACCCUGUUCUCGAAUUACGAAUUUGCUCCUCGAGUACCAGCACCUUCAGCUGCUGCAGCUUUAGUUACAAAGCCAUCAUACGGUGGACGGAAUCCACUGACGGAUUGGACCGAGCACGAGACUUUCAUUUUACUAGAUGCUUGGGGUGAUAGGUUUCUCAAACAAGGGAGGAAGAGUCUCCGCUCUGAAGAGUGGCAAGAAGUUGCCGAGAAGGUAUCCCAGGAGUCAAAGAUUGAAAGGACGGACACUCAAUGUCGAAAUCGUUUGGAUACGUUGAAGAAAAAAUACAAAAAGGAGAAAAUGAAGUUGGGGGAAAGGGGAGGUGCUGCCAUUGAGUGGUUGUAUUUCAAGAAGAUGGAUACACUACUGUCGUCACAGCCACAGCAAUCCGGCCUUUCAUGUGCAGGAGAGUAUGCAUUCAUGGAUCCUAAAGUUGAUUUGAAUCGCUCAAAUGGAUUGGAUGAGAUGAGGGAUAGUCCGGGAAAUUCAGAAUUUGCUGAGCACGAGGAAGAUGAAUCAAAUGGCCUUCCUACCAAGAAGAUGAACAACAGGAAGCUCAGGGGUAGCCGAGCUUCUUUUAAAUUGCUUGCUGAUUCUUUCAAAAAAUUCAGUGACAUGUAUGAGAAGAUCGAGAAUAGUAAAAGAAAACAAAUGCUAGAACUAGAAAAAAUGCGGAUGGACUUCCAUCGGGACUUGGAAUUGCAGAAGAGGCAGAUUCUAGAGAGAGCUCAAGCUGAGAUUGCUAAGAUUUGGCAAGGACACGAUGAAGACAACAUUGUGUCGGCUGAAAAUGCCAGUGGUUGAUGUAACUUGAUGCGAUCAUCUUCAUACUGACAUCUGCAGAUAAUUGAUUACUACUUGCAGUUGUUGUAUUAUAGCUUCCUCCAGGAUUAUUCAGUCUGCAGGAAAAUAAAACUUCUGUCAUGAUACUAAUAUGUUUAAAAUAUAAUGCAAUUUCAUGAAGAGUUCAUUCCUCUCUUUCUAUCCCACAUUUCUCCUUCACUCAGGCUUGUAUUUUACUUUUGGCUUCAGAUGAUCCGUUCAUCUUUUAUUUCAUUGUCUGAAUACCUAUGACUUGUCUGGAUUAGCUCAUUCACAAUACAUUGAAUCAUAGCUCUCGACAAAUUUACUAGGAGCAUACGAGGAACAAGCCGACACAUUACAGGAAUUGAAGAAGUACUGUUUCCAGAUCAGAGAUGUGGAGCCUCUU